Messenger RNA from Belonocnema kinseyi, 706 nucleotides. Its product is annotated as regucalcin-like. The record is from RefSeq and is a predicted model, not a curated record. The transcript has 2 exons. The coding region runs from base 122 to 541 and encodes 139 amino acids. Lineage: Eukaryota; Metazoa; Arthropoda; Insecta; Hymenoptera; Cynipidae. Gene Ontology annotation, biological process: L-ascorbic acid biosynthetic process. Gene Ontology annotation, molecular function: gluconolactonase activity; calcium ion binding.
UAAAACUAUAUUUACAACAAUUUUUGUCAUAAUGGAGAAAGUUUUUGUGCCAUUCUAGUCUUCAGCACCUUGCCCAAAAAAAUAUGUAGUGAAAAAGUAAAUUUUUAUAACUUAACACAUAAUGAUAUCAAUAUUUCUAGAGGGCGGUCAGGUAAUAUUUGAAUGGCCCAAUCAACAUGAAAAUGGAUCUCCGCGUCGUCUGACAGUUGAUACGGGUGGAAAACUAUGGGUGCCUCUCGAUGGAGGUGGCGGAGUCAUUCAAGUUGAGCCAGGCUUUAACGAAAUAUUACGAUUUAUUUCCAUACCUGAACGCAGAGUCGGCGCAUGCACUUUUGGGGGUCCUGCAUUUAAUAUUUUAUACGUUUCCACAAUAGGAUCUAUUCACGAUAAUCAUGAUGGACAUCCACCCAAAGUUGAAGCUGGUUCAAUUUACGCUGUGAAGGGCCUUGGCGUGCAGGGGUGGCCACCAGAUCAAUACAAUUUAGAGAUGCUUAAAGUCUAUGGUUCCACUUUUAAACCUUUAAGUAUAAAGUUGAAAUAAUUCUUUUAUUAAAUAACUGAAUUUCUCCUUCUUUAAACAUAAGCAAUUUAGUUCCAAACACCAGAGAGCGGACGAGAUCAGUCUGGAUUGGUGCACCGAGCCUAGGCUCGUCUCUUUGCAGACGGUGCGCCAUCGCAUGGAGGGAAGGAGUGGGAGAGCGCGCAC